AUGCGUGCUUUUGUGAUUGAACAGCUCAAAAAGGGCACAGUCCAGUCCGGGCGUGCCGUCCCCAAGUUGGAGUCAGGCGAGGUCCUCGUCAAGGUCUCUCACGUCGCCCUCAACCCGACAGACUGGAAACACCUUGAUCUGGUUGGAAACCUCGACUCGACCCUCGGAUGUGACUAUUCCGGUACGGUCGAGUCGGUCGGCGAGGGCGUCAGCAGGUUGAAGGUCGGAGACAAGGUCUGCGGAGUGGUUCAUGGUGGAAAGUUCCCGCAGAGGGGAUCGUUCGCCGAGUACCUUACGAUCAAGGAGGACUUUGCGAUGGUGGUCCCGAGCGGGAUGAGCGAGGCGGAUGCGGCGACCUAUGGUGUUGGAUUCUGUACGGCCGCUAUGGUUCGAAGAGCAGAAGCCAGGAUGGGCGAGUCCCUCCUCGCCAGACGCAGCGAGAUGCAGCUGACCCACCAGUUCCUCGUUUCCGGUGGCUCCACCUCUGUUGGCCUCUUCACUCUCUCCCUCCUUCGACAGCUCGGCAUCAACUCCAUCGCUACCGCCUCCCCCCACUCCUUCGACCUCGUCAAGUCCUACGGCGCAGACCACGUCGUCGACUACCACGACAAAGAGGCGGCCAUCAAGGAGAUCCAGAAGGUGACCGGGGGAGGUGUCGUCGGCGGUCUGGAGUGUAUUGGCGGAGACGACAACUUCAACCUCUCAGUCCGGGCGUUCGGCGAGGAGGGAGGACAGCUCACGACGUUGACGCUUAUUCCGGAUGAUGCGAUCAAGUUGAGGAGGGAGGUCAAGAUUGACCGGAUCUUGCUGUACACCGUCUUUGGCUAUUCAUUCGAGUUCUUGCCCGGCAAGCCCCAUCUCCCCGCCAUCCCCGAGGACAAGGCCUGGUUCAUCGAGUUCGUCAAGCGGGCGCAAGGCGACUCGGGCCUCGUCUCGACUACGAAGGCGAACCCAGUCGAUCUCCGUCAGGGCGGUCUGGAGGGGAUCAACGAGGGGUUGGACCUGCUCAGGCAGAACAAGGUAUCGGGGAAGAAGCUGGUGUAUAAGGUAGAGCAAUGA
Dioszegia hungarica is the source of this 1059-nucleotide messenger RNA. RefSeq names its product chaperonin 10-like protein. Gene Ontology annotation, molecular function: oxidoreductase activity, acting on NAD(P)H. Lineage: Eukaryota; Fungi; Basidiomycota; Tremellomycetes; Tremellales; Bulleribasidiaceae. The transcript is spliced from 4 exons. The coding region runs from base 1 to 1059 and encodes 352 amino acids. The record is from RefSeq and is a predicted model, not a curated record.